This is a messenger RNA of Blastomyces gilchristii SLH14081, 4201 nucleotides long. RefSeq names its product sensor histidine kinase/response regulator. The transcript has 2 exons. Lineage: Eukaryota; Fungi; Ascomycota; Eurotiomycetes; Onygenales; Ajellomycetaceae. Bases 758 to 3661 code for a protein of 967 amino acids. The record is from RefSeq and is a predicted model, not a curated record. Gene Ontology annotation, molecular function: phosphorelay sensor kinase activity; histidine phosphotransfer kinase activity. Gene Ontology annotation, biological process: phosphorelay signal transduction system; protein autophosphorylation.
GUUCCUUAGGCGCCUCAUCCCCUAACUAUGAGUUAAGUGUAGUUGUAGUUGUGCUGGCUGCUCUUUAACUCCUUCGCGUGCCCCUCUUUGCUUCCCUCGUCCUCGCAACAACCGUGCUCUGCUCGGCCUGCUCACCACGGCUGCAGACCACCACCACCAGCAGCAUUAUUAUUAUUGUUGUUGUUGUUGUUGUUUGUGCCUGUAAUAAGUAAUUAAUUCCUCUUAAAUUUACUCUUCCAUAUAGUUAUUGCUCCCGAGGAACCUUUCUCACUCCCCCCCGGCCCGCUGAUAUUCUCCCCCCUCCACCAUCGUGCCGGCUUAUUGCAGCCUGAUACGAGGACGACCGACAACGACGACUUACGACCGGCUUAUCCCUAUCGCCCACUCUCAUUAUCUGCAUUGACAGCUAUAUUAAAUUCGCGUAGCUAUCCGAAUGUCCUCGAAAGGAAGUAGGUAGUGUGGCCAGAUCCAGGUCCGCACCCUACAUGUACUACUGUACAGCCGUUUCACCUCCUCCACCACCACACAGCUACGACGGAUACCGGAUUUUUCGAAUACUGGAUGAGCAUUUAUAUGUGCUGAUGAGCAUGCUCUGUACAUUCUCUAGUUGUGCAGGAAGGCUACCGUCGAGCCUGGGAAUUUCCAGUCAUUUCGAGCUCUCGACAGCCGAAUAAAUAAUCGUCCUCGAGCCCCUUUUCUAUCGUUUCUCCAUAGAGCCGUCGGGGGUCUACAUGAGGUUCGCAAAGGUCGUAGGACAAUGUCGAGCACCAUCGGGGCUGAAUCCUCCAACCACUUCGUAGAUCCAGCUUUCAUUGAGCGCCACACGCUUUGUCUUCCGAGCCUAUCUUCGAGCGGAGAACCGGAAUUUAUUGAUGGCAUGAUGAGACAUUAUGAGGUUGGACAGAGCAAUGCAAUUGAGCGUCUUCUAAGAUUGAAAGAAGAAUUAAGAGAUGCGGAGACUGAAACGUUUUGGAAACGUUUGCUCGAGGGGGUCGCAGCCAUCUGCAAUGCCCAAUGCUCGUUUGUAGCCACCUCAAAUCCAGAGCCCGCCCAAUACCUCAAAAAUGGCUAUGAUACUGUGAUGUCAACCGCUGAAACCCACGAGUAUUCUCCUUUCAUAGGUGUCGCUCUGUACUAUAACGACGGCAACUCGAUCUCAGCGAUGCACAGAAACUACAAGCAUUUCUCUCGGGAUAUACCCUGUGCCUUCAUGAAACACGGCAAGGUUUUUCUCAUCCCGGAGAAUUUGGCUUCGUACAUGAGCAGUGGCACGAAUACGCUCCCAUUCCCAAUGGAUGCCUACUUGACUGUUCCCCUUUCCUCCGAUGGAAAGUGUUUUUCUCAUUUUGGGCUGAUGUGGACUGCUGAAGGUUUAGUGAAGCGCGAUGUCUCCUGGGCAUAUCUUGAAAUGAUUCUCCACUCUUUGGAGGACUUCGUACAGCACCGCAUCUUGAACGAGCAAGACCACAAGAAGCCAAUGCUCGUCCAGAAAAGAGACGAACAGCAACGAAGAGGCAGAGCUAGAACAAGCAGACCCACCGCCUACCAUCAUUCUGCUUCUACAAGCUCGCACUCGUUUAAACCAUAUGCACGGAGCUUAUCCCACGAGUUGAGAACACCCAUGCAGGGAGUGGUUGGGAUGCUGGAUGUCAUGCACGCCAACGUGCAAGAAGCAAUGGACAAGCGGCUCGAUGCAGCAGGGAUAAUCCCGAUGUUUCAGGAGCUCAAAGAUAACAUUGAGGCAAUCCAAGACAGCGUUCGAAGAGCAGUUGAGGCAGCUGAUAAUGUGGUGCAUGCUUAUGAUCUAAAUAUGCAAAUACCUGAAACUCCCCAAAAUCCUGCUAGGGAGCAGAGUGCUGGGGCUUCUUUGCGAUCGUAUAGUGGAGAUUACGAUUCUCGCCCCAAUAUUCUUAUCGAAGGGAACAACAUUGCCGUAAAUCCAUACAAACGGAGACGGAGUAGUCCAGUUGAUUGGAAUUAUAGCCCUCCCUCAGGAUCUAAAUCUCCAAGAUUACAUCGACGAGAACUCUCGCCCCGAAGCGCAGAUGUUAAGACGGUAGUUGAAGAGAGUGAGAAGAUCGUUCAAGCCGGCCCGCGAGUCGAGGAGGACCGUGAAGUCCAAGAGGCUCUAAUCAACGCUCGACGCUCCUCACUAACCGAACAGUUUUCGUGUUCUAACAUAUACGUUAAACCCAAAAUUUUCCCUCCCAUGACGCUACAAUCCACGAAAAUCCGCGAGAUACUGCAACCGCUUAUCAACGAAUCGCUCCAUGUGGGAGGCCGGCCAGAUUCUGCAUUUGUUGAACCGAACAUGUUCGGCCAAAAAGUUGAGAUCAGGUCAAGAUCUUCAAGUGGGCGGGCUUCAACAAAAAUUAUUGACUGGUCUGUCGAUCCGUCAGUGCCGGACAUACUCUACGUCGACGAAAGGGACUUUACCAAGCUGGUGUCCUGCGUCUUUAUUAAUGCUCUAAAGUUUACAGAAUCCGGAACUAUUACACUUGUUACGAAGUUGAGUGGUUCGGGCAAGUGUGUUCUAAUUAAUAUCAGCGACACUGGGACUGGGAUUCCGGAAGACUUUCUUCCAAACCUUUUUCAACCUUUCGCUCGAGAAGACGACUCUACGACGAGGAGCAAGGAGGGAUUAGGUCUCGGGCUCUUGGUCGCUAAGGGACUGUCUAGGAAGCUUGGCGGUGAUUUAAGGUGUCUUCGUUCAUCCACGAGGGAGCCAGAUCGUGGAUCCGAAUUCGAAAUCCGGCUACCCAUAAGCCCUAAUGACAGUGUCAGUCCGCCAACCACGCCGCAACAUGCAUAUGCUCCUUCCCAAUCGAAUUCGAACCCGUCUUCGCAUUUUGAUACUCCAACCGAUGAGUCGAAAACGGUGAGAAAUAGUUCGGAAACUCCCCCUUCGGAAUCAUCUUCGAAUCGCCGGGUCCCGACACGAGCAAGCUCAAGUUUCACAAACGGCGGUUGGCUGGGACCGUCGCGCCGCCUAUCAGCUUCAUCUCGUGGUGGUUCCGCCCUUCUCUCUUCCAACAGCUAUGACCGCCAACUCGCAGACAAACACCCUCUCACGUUUCUAGUGGCAGAGGAUAACAAAAUCAAUAGACGAAUCCUCGUUAGCAUGCUUGCCAAACUGGGAUACAAUGAUGUAUAUGAGGCCUUCAACGGCAAAGAAGCAGUUCGUAUCAUGAGCGAAAUCAUCCUGAACGACAUGUCUCCAGACCUGGAACCGGCACCGCAGAGUCCUUCCGGACGAAGUGUCUCCGAAAUGAGCACGGACACCGUAACUUCGCUCAUAGAAGACUGCGAAAUGUCAACAUUUAGCGAACCACCUAUCAAACCGGCGCCAACAAAAUCAAAGUUCGUCGACGUCAUCCUCAUGGAUCUCUGGAUGCCCGAUAUGGACGGGUAUCAAGCCACGGAGAAAAUAUUGGAUAUGGUUGGGAACCAUCGUGAUAGACUGAGGAACGAGAACGUACCGGACGUGCUAUUACCACCCAGUCCUACCGUCUUAGCAGUCAGUGCGGACGUCACCGAUGAGGCGUUAGGUCGUGCUACCAAGGUGGGCAUGGAAGGCUAUAUGACAAAACCGUACAAGUUGACCGAUUUGGAACGGCUUAUCGUGGAAUUUUGCGGCAACCAUGAAUCAUGGGAGAUGUGAGAGAAAACGGAAAGGGAGGCGCAGGGUGAUUUCGCCUCAUCUAUUCUCACCCCAGCUUCUCCCAUCUCAAUUUCUUUUUUCUGUGUUCCUGACAUAACCCCCAAGGGGCGGGGAUCGGUAGGGCAGUGAACCGCGCGAUCGAAACAACUCCAUUUCUUCUCCUUUUCCUUUUUUUUCUUAAAUAUCUUAUAGGGAGGGGAGGUCGGCCAUUUCAAGAUUUCUUUCUUUCUUUUUUCUGGGGGGGGGAUACCCAGGAUUCAGUUGUGAUUAAAAUGCGAAAAUGGGGUGUUAAAUCAGGAUGAAGCAGUUAGAAGAAGAAAACAAUCACAGGGGUACGCAGGAACACAGUUUGAUGUGCUAAGCAACUUGCAUAUUUGUCCGUCUCGCCUUAACAGGUUUUAUCGGGACGUCUCCUUGUAUCGGAGUGGGCCCCCUUGAUUUAUUUUUAUUUUUAUUUUUAUUUUUAUUUUUUGUCCCUUCCCCGUUUCCCGAAUCCAGGAUUGCGAUGACGGCAGACCCCACUCCACUACGCUCUCUCAC